UUCCGCGCCUCAGGGAGUCGCGCGGCGCCGCCACCGGUCCGGGGGGCGCAGCGUGGGCUCGGGCGCCGGCGGGACAGGGGAACGGCGCGCCUGAAUCCCUUUCACCUCGGGGCCUGUAACUAAUUCUCGUGCUCACACAGGACCCACGGAACAACGCCUUCAACUUUCCCAACGAGUGGGGUGGGCGUGCUCUGCCUUUGGACCUGCAUCUUUUGAGAAAUAAAACGGAACAGCCCUGGGUCCUCACUGUACUGGGACAUUUUGGCAAUUAAAUCAUGGCAACGAUAGAAGAAAUUGCACAUCAAAUUAUUGAACAGCAGAUGGGAGAGAUUGUUACUGAGCAGCAAACUGGCCAGAAAAUCCAGAUUGUGACAGCACUUGAUCAUAAUACCCAAGGCAAGCAGUUCAUUCUGACAAAUCACGAUGGCUCUACUCCAAGCAAAGUCAUUCUGGCUAGACAAGAUUCUACUCCAGGAAAAGUUUUCCUCACAACCCCAGAUGCAGCAGGUGUCAACCAGUUAUUUUUCACAACUCCUGAUUUGUCUGCACAACACCUCCAGCUCUUAACAGAUUCUUCCUCAGAACAAGGACCAAAUAAAGUUUUUGAUCUUUGCGUUGUAUGUGGAGACAAAGCAUCAGGGCGUCAUUAUGGAGCAGUAACUUGUGAAGGCUGCAAAGGAUUUUUUAAAAGAAGUAUCCGAAAAAAUUUAGUUUAUUCAUGUCGAGGAUCAAAGGACUGUAUUAUUAACAAACACCAUCGAAAUCGCUGUCAAUACUGCAGGUUACAAAGAUGUAUUGCGUUUGGAAUGAAACAAGACUCUGUUCAGUGUGAAAGAAAACCCAUAGAAGUAUCAAGAGAAAAAUCUUCCAACUGUGCUGCUUCAACAGAAAAAAUCUACAUUCGAAAAGACCUUCGAAGUCCAUUAGCUGCAACUCCAACUUUUGUAACAGACAGUGAAACUGCAAGGUCAGCAGGACUGUUAGAUUCAGGAAUGUUUGUGAAUAUUCAUCAGUCUGGAAUAAAAACUGAGUCAGCUGUGCUGAUGACACCAGAUAAGGCUGAAUCAUGUCAGGGAGAUUUAAGCACAUUGGCCAGUGUGGUUACAUCAUUAGCAAACCUUGGAAAAACUAAAGAUCUUUCUCAAAAUAGUAAUGAAAUGUCUAUGAUUGAAAGCUUAAGCAAUGGUGAUUCCUCUUUGUGUGAAUUUCAUCAAGAAAUGCAGACUAAUGGUGAUGUUUCAAGGGCAUUUGACACUCUUGCAAAAGCAUUGAAUCCUGGAGAGAGCACAGCCUGUCAGAGCUCAGUAGAGGGCAUGGAAGGAAACGUACACCUAAUUGCUGGAGACUCGAGCAUAAAUUACAUCGAAAAAGAGGGGCCACUUCUCAGCGAUUCACAUGUAGCUUUCAGGCUCACCAUGCCAUCUCCUAUGCCUGAGUACCUGAACGUGCACUACAUUGGGGAGUCUGCCUCCAGACUACUGUUCUUAUCAAUGCACUGGGCACUUUCAAUUCCUUCCUUCCAGGCUCUUGGGCAAGAAAACAGCAUAUCAUUGGUGAAAGCCUAUUGGAAUGAACUUUUUACUCUUGGUCUUGCCCAGUGCUGGCAAGUGAUGAAUGUAGCAACUAUAUUAGCAACAUUUGUCAAUUGUCUUCACAGUAGCCUUCAACAAGAUAAAAUGUCAACAGAAAGAAGAAAAUUAUUGAUGGAACACAUCUUCAAACUACAGGAGUUUUGUAACAGCAUGGUUAAACUCUGCAUUGAUGGAUAUGAAUAUGCCUACCUGAAGGCAAUAGUACUCUUUAGUCCAGAUCAUCCAGGUUUAGAAAACAUGGAACAGAUUGAGAAAUUUCAGGAAAAGGCUUAUGUGGAAUUCCAAGAUUAUAUAACCAAAACCUAUCCAGAUGACACCUACAGGUUGUCCAGACUACUACUCAGAUUGCCAGCUUUGAGAUUGAUGAACGCUACCAUCACCGAAGAAUUGUUUUUCAAAGGUCUCAUUGGCAAUGUACGAAUUGACAGUGUCAUCCCACAUAUUUUAAAAAUGGAACCUGCAGAUUAUAACUCACAAAUAAUUGGUCACAGCAUUUGAAAGCUGAGAUCUCAAUGUAAACUGAUUGUUCUUUCCCAGAACGCAAGAAGACACCAAAUUGAACUCAUUGCUUCCAGGACAUCUGGAAAGUUUUACUUUAGAGAGUAACCAAAAACCAAGAUGUUUUUAUUUUAACUUCCUUAAGAAGAAUUUCUGAAGUGACUGGUCAGGUAGCAGGAAUUAGAAUUUCCCUUCCUGUCUUAUUUAAAUGAAUAAAAAUUACUAUGAAUUUAUUAUUGGUUAAGAUGACACCUCUAAAGCUGUCGCCUCUUGACUAAGCUUUCUCAUUUUAUUUUAUAAAACAAAUAAAUAAGUCUCUUUUUUCCCCCCAGAAUUGUGUUCUAUUUGUAUUUAACUUCAUUUUGAACUAGUACAAACACUUAAUCAUCAUAAAUCCCUAAAGAGAAUUUUCUUGCAUUUUAUUCUUCCAUAAUAUAAUGUUUGUUUUAAUUACCUGUCAAAAGAAGACUAUUUUAUGCUCAGUGGUAUAUGAUAACAUUAGAACUAUAGGAGAUAAUUGAAUAUAUGUAUUUUUUUGUCUUCUGUAAAUAUUAUGGAACCCUUAGCAUAUAUCACUCUCAUUGCUGGCAAUGAGACAUAUGCCAUUCAUGAUCCUGAGCUGAUCUUCUUAGUGUUGCAUAUUACUAGUUAUAAGCACUUUUUAUUUAUGUAUGUAGCAGAAAAUUGUUUCUAAGAAUAAGAUAGGGUUCAUGUUUUAAUAUUUUUGGUUUAUUGCGUUACACAAGUUGUAGAAACUGAUUGAGCCUCAGAUGUUUCAUUAUUUCAAAGUAGAUAUUAAAAUUGUUGCUCUUUCAUUCCACAAAAA
This is a messenger RNA of Vicugna pacos (alpaca), 2916 nucleotides long. NCBI's taxonomy places the organism in Eukaryota, Metazoa, Chordata, Mammalia, Artiodactyla, Camelidae. The record is from RefSeq and is a predicted model, not a curated record.